Molecule: messenger RNA, 1872 nt
Organism: Fragaria vesca subsp. vesca
Lineage: Eukaryota; Viridiplantae; Streptophyta; Magnoliopsida; Rosales; Rosaceae
Product: succinyl-CoA ligase [ADP-forming] subunit beta, mitochondrial-like
Exons: 12
Coding region: 192-1460 (422 amino acids)
Biological process (GO): tricarboxylic acid cycle; succinyl-CoA metabolic process
Cellular component (GO): mitochondrion; succinate-CoA ligase complex
Molecular function (GO): succinate-CoA ligase (ADP-forming) activity; metal ion binding; ATP binding
Source: RefSeq, a predicted model, not a curated record
AAACGGAGAGGGUCAAAAGAGAAAUAAAACAGAAAAGGGAGCACACGCUAGGGAUCCUGAUUAGGCUUUUACUUUUUGUUUCUGAAUUCUCUCAGGCCCAAAAUCACCUCUGCUUCCGGCAAACGCAGUCUUCUCUCUCUCUAUAUCUCAGUGGCUGCCGUUGGUCUAGGUCUUCACAGCUCCCAACAACAAUGGUGAGAGGACUACUCAAGCAGCUCUCUUCUCGCUCUCUCUCCUUCGCCGGAAAAUGGCAGCAGCAACAGCUCCGCCGCCUCAACAUCCACGAAUACCAGGGGGCGGAGUUGAUGAGCAAAUAUGGGGUCAAUGUUCCCAAAGGUGUGGCCGUCGGUAGCGUUGAUGAGGUCAAGAAGGUGAUUGAGAGUACUUUCCCCAAUCAAAGUGAGUUGGUGGUUAAGAGCCAAGUUUUGGCUGGUGGAAGAGGUUUGGGAACAUUUAAAAAUGGUCUCAAGGGCGGUGUUCACAUUGUCAAGGCUGACCAGGUUGAAGACCUCGCUGGGAAGAUGCUUGGGCAGAUACUUGUUACAAAACAAACAGGUGCUGAGGGAAAAAUUGUCAGCAAGGUUUAUUUGUGUGAAAAAUUGUCGCUUGUCAACGAGAUGUAUUUUGCUAUUACUUUGGAUCGCAAAAGUGCUGGUCCUCUUAUAAUUGCAUGUGCAAAGGGAGGAACGAGCAUUGAGGACCUUGCCGAGAAAUUCCCUGAUUCAAUAGUAAAGGUACCUAUCGAUGUUUUCAAAGGAAUUACAGAUGAAGACGCUGCAAAGGUUGUUGAUGGUUUGUCUCCCAAAGGAGCUGAUAGAAAUAGUUCAAUUGAACAAGUGAAGAAAUUAUAUAAGCUAUUCAGUGAGACUGACUGCACACUGUUGGAAAUCAAUCCACUUGCAGAGACUGCUGAUAACCAGCUAGUAGCUGCUGAUGCGAAGUUGAACUUUGAUGACAAUGCCGCUUUUCGUCAGAAAGAAAUUUUCGCUCUCCGUGAUCCUACACAGGAAGAUCCCCGAGAGGUGGCUGCUGCUAAAGCAGAUUUAAACUAUAUUGGAUUAGAUGGUGAAAUCGGUUGCAUGGUUAAUGGUGCUGGUUUAGCUAUGUCUACUAUGGAUAUUAUUAAACUACAUGGGGGAACUCCUGCCAAUUUUCUAGAUGUAGGUGGGAAUGCUUCUGAAGGCCAGGUUGUCGAGGCAUUUAAGAUUUUGACUUCAGAUGACAAGGUUAAAGCCAUUUUGGUGAACAUCUUUGGUGGAAUAAUGAAAUGUGAUGUGAUUGCAAGUGGAAUUGUUAACGCAGCUAAACAGGUUCAACUAAAAGUACCAGUGGUUGUCCGUCUUGAGGGUACCAAUGUUGACCAAGGGAAGAGAAUUUUGAAGGAAAGUGGGAUGGCAUUAAUCACAGCAGAAGAUCUCGAUGAUGCUGCUAAGAAAGCUGUUGAAGCAAUAUCUAAGUGAGGAUAAAUCCCUUGAUGCCCUUCACCAAUAUAUCUGACUAUGAUUCUCAUUUUUUGUUGGUGGCACUGAUGUGCUCCCUUUGUGUUUUAUGUAUGACAUUACAUAAAACGGAUCCUGAAUCCGCAUAGUUCAAACAAAAUUGAAGUUGCUUUUAACAGUAGUUUUUGAGGCUGUAUCGGUUGUCAACGAAAUUUCAAUAAUGCAGCUUUCCCUGAAAUGAUAUUUGUCUAUCAUCUUCCCUUUAUGUUUUAUUGUUUCUAACCCUAAACCCAAUCAAGAACAAACUUCCUGCACUACUACAUCACUGCAUUGUUAUCUUAUGAUACAUACUAAUCAACCACUGGCCUUUUCUUUCUUCAAUGAAUCUGCAAUCUUCUUGGAGACGCAAUAAGCUGUGGAUUGGAUAGUAAUC